Messenger RNA from Nematostella vectensis (starlet sea anemone), 940 nucleotides. Its product is annotated as peptidyl-prolyl cis-trans isomerase FKBP2. Gene Ontology annotation, molecular function: peptidyl-prolyl cis-trans isomerase activity. Lineage: Eukaryota; Metazoa; Cnidaria; Anthozoa; Actiniaria; Edwardsiidae. The record is from RefSeq and is a predicted model, not a curated record. Bases 143 to 571 code for a protein of 142 amino acids. Gene Ontology annotation, biological process: protein peptidyl-prolyl isomerization. The transcript is spliced from 4 exons.
CGCGGACACGUGAAGAAUUUUCAUUGAUCGACAAUAGAGCGUUUUGAUUUCCGUGUGAUUUCUCGUUUUGUAAUUUUCUCUAAUUGCCUUCUAGGGAACUUUCUGUUGUGGUUUUGUAGACGCACUAAAAUUUAGUCUAGCUAUGAAGUUUAGCGUUGUUGUAGCGGCCGUAGUGCUGGUUCUUUCCCUUGUGACAGCAUCUUCUGCGGCAGAGAAGAAGAAAGUCACCAAACUACAGAUAGGCGUGAAGAAGAGAGUGAAGGAUUGCAAGCGGCGCUCCGUCAAGGGGGACUCACUUCACAUGCAUUACACGGGUAAGCUUGAGGAUGGAACUGAAUUUGACAGCAGUAUUCCACGCGGAGAACCAUUUGUGUUCACUCUCGGGACUGGUCAAGUUAUCAAGGGAUGGGAUCAGGGCCUACUAAAUAUGUGUGCUGGAGAAAAAAGAAAGCUUGUGAUCCCAUCUGAUAUGGGCUACGGAGACCGUGGAGCCCCACCCAAGAUUCCUGGUGGGGCUACCCUUAUAUUUGAAGUAGAAUUACUCAAGAUUGGUGACAAGUCUGAUCUGUGAUAAACAUGAUGAAGAAAGAAACCAAGCUAGCUGUUACAACACUUCCAGUUCCCAUAGACCAGCGUUUUAGUGGAAUAGAACUCACCUAAAUGUUACUGGUUCAUACUUUACCUAGGGCUUAUCGUUUUGUGAAAUUUAACAUAGAAAACAAGAUCAGUUAAAAAAGUCAGUCCCCUACCAUAUAUUGGAGUCACGUUGGCAAGUUGUUAAAUUGGGAACAACAUUCUGAGAUCAGACAGAGUUACUGUAUUUCAUUUCCAGUGCAAUCAUGGUGGUGAAUUAUCUCUUUAAAGAUUAAAGUACAGAAACGUUUUAUAAAAUCAUGAUAUUUUUCCUCAAAGCUAGUAAACUGUGUGCUACUUUAUCAAA